AUGGACUCCGGCGAGGCUCCCGUCGUCCCCGUGAGCCCAUCAGCCACCGCAGAGAUCCCACGGGCCCGGACGCCGGCCUUCUGGGCCGCGGCGGGUCUGGUUCUCCUCCUCGCCGUUACCCUAGGAAUCGCCACCGCUCCGGCUACCCGGCUCCGCCAUAUCCGGUCUCUGCUACCCUCCCCCGCCUCCUCCUUCCUCUCCAUUCUCCGCCGGCCGUCGGCGCUGACCCCGAUGGCGCCGUGGAAGACGGCGGGAUGGCCAUGGGGAAAGCCCAUUGUCCCCUCACCCACGCGCCCACCAUGUGUUCUCUGGAUGGCCCCUUUCCUCUCCGGCGGAGGGUACAGCUCCGAGGCCUGGUCCUACAUCACUGCUCUCAGCAGGAUGAUGGAGGAAAUGGAAAACCCGCCGAUUCGGCUCACGAUCGACCAGCACGGGGACCUGGGGAACCCCGAGUUCUGGGCCGGCUUGUCGGAAACGGACAAGUCCCUGGCGCGGCGGCUCUACGCCGUCGAGUGCCCGCCGGCGGAGACGGUGGUGGUCUGCCACAGCGAGCCGGGCGCGUGGGCUCCGUCGUUGUUCCAGACGACGCCAUGCCCGCCGGGCGGCGCUUACGCGGCGGCGCUGGCCGUCGUGGGGCGGACCAUGUUCGAGACUGACCGAGUCGAACCGGAGCACGUACGUCGGUGCAACCGCAUGGACGCCGUGUGGGUGCCCACCGAGUUCAACGCCGCGACCUUCGUCGGCAGCGGCGUGGAGGCCUCCAAGGUGGUGGUGGUGGCGCAGCCCGUGGACGUUUACUUCUUCGACCCUUCCAGGCACCGCCCGUUGACACUCCCCUCCGGGGACCCAGUGCUGCCGCCGGCGAACGCCCACCGGAGGGGAAGCUUCGUCUUCCUCAGUAUCUUCAAAUGGGAGCGUAGGAAAGGAUGGGACCUGCUGCUGGGGGCCUUCUUGCAAGAGUUCUCGGCGGCGGAUGGGGUCUCCCUCUACAUCUUGACGAACCCAUUUCACGACGGCGGCGGCGGCGGCGAGAUCCGGCGGAGGAUCUCGGAGUUUGUUACCGCCGCCGGAUUGGCGGCGCCGGAGGAGGGGUGGGCGCCGGUUUAUCUCCUGGAGGCGCACAUCCCGCAGGUGGAGCUGCCGAGGCUGUACAAGGCGGCGGACGCCUUUGUGCUCCCGUCAAGGGGGGAAGGGUGGGGGAGGCCCCUGGUGGAGGCCAUGGCCAUGGAGCUGCCGGUCAUCGCCACCAACUGGUCCGGCCCGGCGGAGUUCCUCACGGCGGAGAACAGCUACCCGCUGCCCGUUGACCGGAUGAGCGCGGUGGGGGAGGGCCCAUUCAAGAGCCAUCUCUGGGCGGAGCCAUCGGUGGCGGAGCUGCGGGCUCUGAUGAGGAGGGUGGUGAGGAGCCCCGAGGAGGCUCGCCGGAGGGGACGGCGGGCGAGGGAGGACAUGGUCCGGAGGUUCUCCCCCGCGGUGGUCGCCUCCCAAGUCGUUGACCAGGUCCUCAGGGUCUCGAGGGUCCGUCAACCCAUGUCAGCAUGA
Spirodela intermedia is the source of this 1542-nucleotide messenger RNA. The record is from the annotation of a GenBank genome assembly. Lineage: Eukaryota; Viridiplantae; Streptophyta; Magnoliopsida; Alismatales; Araceae.